Molecule: messenger RNA, 1594 nt
Organism: Chara braunii
Lineage: Eukaryota; Viridiplantae; Streptophyta; Charophyceae; Charales; Characeae
Source: the annotation of a GenBank genome assembly
GCGGAGAGGGUGGAGGGUGUUAUGGCUACGAACGACCUCCGUCAUUACAUGGAGGCGGAGGGGGGCGGAGAGCAGGAGCAUACGAGGCCCGGGACACCCUCGCGUGUUGGAGGGGCGGAUGCAUCACUUACUGGAGGGGCAGACGCCGGAUGGUGGCGAUACAAGUGAGGGGACGAUCAGCCUGGACGACGAUUUGGAUGCAAAUCGUCAGCGUGGUGGCAGGUCACGAGGCGACACUCAGCCUGCGGGUUUUCAGCAUGCGCCAACCCGUGUACCAGGAAGUGUAGGAGGUGUGAGUGGCGGUAUUGAGGCAGGCGACUGUAGUGUUAGUGCAGCACCCGCGUCCACAUCCGUAGUGGGUAGGCGAAGGUCAACUCUGAAUCCCUAUAUAGGGAACAAGAUCCAGAUGGAUCUUGAUCGGUUGUGGCCCCUCGCUAUCUAUUGUGGCGGAGUGGCGUUCAACUGGCUGCAUUUGGCCGAGACGCAGCAGUUGUGGGAUUACAUAUGCACUCUAUUCCGUCCCACGAUAGUACCAGUUCCACGACUUCACCUGUAUGAGGGGGUCCGAACGAGGAUGAUGGAUAUUAUCUUCCAUGAGGUCGCUGCCCUCAUCGCCCCUAAGAAGGCAAAGUGGGCUACUUCCGGUUGCACGCUGAUGAUGGACGGGCUUACUGACACGACAAACAAGCCCAUUAUGAACUUCAUCGCAGCAGGGGACUCCGGAACCAUCCUCAUCCGGACGAUUGACAUGUCGUAUCGCGGCAAGACCGGCGUUAGCUUAACAGAGAUUUGGGAGGACGUGAUUCGACAUGAUAUUGGCAUCGAGAAUAUCAAUGCGAUAUGUAUGGACAACGCCGAGCUCAUGAAAACCCUGAGGGACAUUGUCGCACAGCCUUUCGCGCGACAGACGAUGAAAGAUGAGCACAAGAUUGUGAAGUUCAUGCGCAACAAACAAAAAGCGCUUGCACUUCACAAAGUAAUGAAGAAGGCGCUGGUGCUCAGGCGACCAGCCGAGAUGCGUUUCGGUACACCAUACAUGAUGCUGGAGAGGCUGUAUGACCAGAGGGAGGUCUUGGACACAUUGGUGUCGUCAGAGAGGUGGGCUAGGGUGCGAUGGGCCGGGGAUGCUCGAGAGCGGAUGCCGCAUGUCCGCAGGCUCUGCAGGGAUGACGACUUUUGGAGUGGCGUGAUGGUGAUGGACCUCAUGGGUCCCGUUUACGCGUUCCUCAGGGAUCUUGACAGGGAUGGCUCAUCACCCACUGGCCUGUGGCCCUAUGGGAUUUCGAGGUCAUCCUCCGGCAGAGACUUCUUCAGUGUGAGCAAGCGGACAGACGACAGGUACGUGGACAUCUGGGAGGACCAGCUUGAGGAGGAGGAGGUCGCUUUGGAUGAGGACGAUGCCAUCCCUGCAGAUGUGUUGGAGGAGGAGGCCGAGGCGAUUGAGAGGAGUAACAGGAGGAAGGAGGGUCGCAAUCGAGCUGGUAAGGGCAAGGCACCGGCAAUGGACUCGGAGGACGAGGAGGACGACAUUUUUGAUGACCUCGUGUGAAUGCACCAGGGGAUCAGGAACGAGGCAUAGGCACAAAGGGAUGUU